AUGAAUACUUUAAGCUUCAUUUGUAUUUUAGCUUUUUCUGGAAGAAGUUUGAGUCAGGAGCAAACAUAUGUUAUUACAGCACCAAAGAUCUUUCGCGUUUUAGCAUCUGAGAAAGUGGUAAUUCAAACUUUUGGAUAUGAGACUGCGUUUCCUGUCAGCAUCUCUAUUAAAAGUUUUCCAGAUAAGCGUACUAUUUAUGCUUCUGGCCACACUCAGUUAUCUCCAGCAAACAAAUUCCAAGGCUCUGUAACCUUAACAAUUCAACCAAAAGAUUUGCCAAGCUCAGCGAGUUCAGUCCUGUAUGUGUAUCUGGAAGCUAGUUCUUCACAUUUUACAAGAGAGAAAAAAAUGCCAGUUACCUAUAAAAAUGGAUUUCUCUUUAUUCAGACGGACAAACCCAUUUAUACUCCUGAUCAAUCAGUGAAAGUCAGGGUUUAUUCUUUGGAUGAAGAACUGAAGCCAGCCCGAAGAGAAACUGUCUUAACUUUUGUGGAUCCAGAAGGAGUAAAAGUGGAUAUUAUAGAAGAGGAAGACUUUACUGGAAUUUUAUCUUUUCCUGACUUCAAGAUUCCUUCUAAUCCUAAGUAUGGUGUCUGGAAGGUUGAAGCCAAGUACAAAAAGAGUUUCACAACUUCUGCUGUUGCAAAAUUUGAAGUCAAAGAAUAUGCAAUGCCAAGCUUUUUCAUCUCCAUAGAACCAGAAAAGAACAUAAUUAGUUCUGAGAAAUUUGAGACAUUCAGGAUUACUAUUAAAGCUAGGUAUUUUUAUAACAAGAAGGUCACCAGGGCAGAUGUUUAUAUGCGUUUUGGAAUAAUUGAAGGAACUGAAAAAAGGAUGAUGAAAAGAGCAAUGCACGUAACUGAGAUAGUUGAUGGAGUUGCCGAGGUCGAUUUUAACAGUAAAAAUGCAGUUAAGGAAAUAGACUACCAAAGCCUAGAAGAGUUAGAUGGGUCAUACCUGUAUAUUGCUGUAACAGUGCUGGAAUCUACAGGUGGACUUAGCGAAGAAAGUGAAUUUGCUGGAGUCAGAUAUGCGCUAUCUCCCUACAAAUUGAACUUGGUUGCUACGCCUCUAUUUGUGAAGCCUGGUCUUCCAUUCUUCAUCAAGGUUCAGGUAAAGGAUACAUUGGACCAGCCUGUGGGGAACCUCCCUGUAAUUCUCAGUGCAAAUGUAUUUGAUGAGCAAAUGGAUUCAACUAAGUUGGUACAAGAAGGCUCAGAUGCUGGGACAAGACAAACAAGCAUGAAUGAUGGAACUGCUUUAUUUGUGGUUAAUAUUCCAUCUGCUAGCAAAGCACUGGAAUUUCAACUAAAAACUGCAGAUACAAGUCUAUCAGAAGAAAAUCAGGCAACUGGAAACUAUGAAGCAAAAGCAUACUCAUCGCUCAGCAAAAGCUAUCUGUACAUUGACUGGGCUUCAAACUAUAAACUACUACAUGUAGGGGAUUAUAUGAGCAUUAAAGUGUAUCCACAUAGCCACUAUAUUCAUAAAAUACAUCGCUACAGCUAUUUGAUAUUAUCCAAAGGGAAAAUAGUAAGUUUUGGAACUCAGGAGAGGAUUAUGAGCUCAGAUUAUGAAAAUCUAAGCUUUAAGCUAACGCAAGAAAUGGUUCCUUCAGCACGUCUCCUUGUCUACUACAUUGUCACUGGAGAGGAAACUGCAGAAUUAGUAGCUGAUUCAGUUUGGCUGAAUAUAGAACAGAAGUGUGGCAAUAGCCUCCAGGUUCAAUUAUUAUCAAAAGAAGACUCUCAUAAGCCGGGCACGGUUAUAUCAAUUAACAUGAAAACCCAGUUCAGUUCUUUUGUUGCUUUGUCAUCUAUCGACGAGGCAAUAUAUGGAAUCACAGGAACAAGAAAGAGGUCUAUGGAAAGAGUAAUGUUAGAUUUGGAAAAGAGUGAUCUUGGAUGUGGUGCUGGAGGAGGGCAGAACAAUGUUGAUGUAUUCCGAUCAGCUGGGCUUACAUUUCUAACCAAUGCUAAUGCAGAUGACUCUAAAGUAGCAGACGAAAGUUGUAAAGCAAUUGUAAGACCAAGAAGAUCCAGCUUUGAAGAGGAAAUACAAAACAAAGCAUCCAGAUAUUUGCAUCCAGAGAUUCGGAAGUGCUGUAUGGCUGGAGUAAAAGAAUCUCCUCUCUGGGAGACUUGCGAUCAGAGAGUUGAGCGUAUUAAGAGUAUUCCUAGGUGCAUAAAAGCAUUCAAGGAUUGCUGUGAAUUUGCAACAAAACUACGGGAGAGUGAGACCCACAAAUUUUUAAUAUUGGCAAGAAUGCAGCUUAAGGCUCUACUGGGAUUGGACAAGCCAGGGAUUCGAAGCUACUUCCCUGAAAGCUGGUUAUGGGAAGUCCACCAAGUUCCUCCAGGAUCAAAGGCCCUUUCAGUGACUCUGCCUGAUUCUCUGACUACAUGGGAAAUACAAGGUGUUGGCAUUUCAGAUAAAGGUAUAUGUGUUGCUGAUGCACUCCAAGUGCAGGUUUUAAAAGAUGUUUUCCUGAACAUGCAUAUACCUUAUUCUGUUGUGCGUGGAGAACAAAUUGAGUUAAAAGGAUCUGUUUACAACUACAGAAAUUCCAGAACGAUGUUCUGUGUUAAAGCAACAGUUGGAGAUGGAAUCUGUUUGUUCAAAGGUUCUGCAAGUGCUCAGCAAGGGUUACAGAGUUGUAAAUAUCAGAACCUAGGUGGCUAUUCUGUCGCAUCAGUUACAUUCAGAAUACUCCCUCUGGAACUAGGUCUUCAUACAAUCAACUUUACAUUGUUGGCUGAACAGAACAGUGAAGUUUUAGUGAAAACGUUGCGUGUGGUGCCAGAAGGUAUUAAAAGAGAACUUCAUGCAGGCUUUUCUCUGGAUCCACAAGGUGUUUAUGGUGUAAUGAGAAGACGACAAGAAUUUCGACACAGGACACCAUUAGAUCUGGUCCCCAAAACGAAAAUUGAUAGGACUGUGAGUAUAAAAGGACAGCUUAUGGGUGAGGUAAUCUCUGCUGUUCUCAAACGUGAAGGUGUCCAGUUUCUUACUAAUUUGCCCAAGGGCAGUGCAGAGGCAGAGCUCAUGAGUAUUGCUCCAGUAUUUUAUGUCUUUCACUACCUGGAAAAGUCCGAUAACUGGAAUUUACUUGGCCCUGAAACCAUAACAUCAAGAGUUAACAUGAGGAGGAGGAUGAAAGAAGGUAUUGUAAGCAUCCUGUCAUUCAGAAACAGAGACUUCUCGUACACCAUGUGGAAAGACGGGACAUCCAGCACUUGGUUGACAGCUUUUGCCUUAAGGAUUUUUGGACAAGUUAGUCAGUAUAUUACUCUGGAUCAAAUUUCUGUUUGUAAUUCACUGAUGUGGCUGAUUGAAAAUUGUCAAAUGACAGAUGGGUCAUUCAAGGAACUUUCAAGUUAUCAGCCAGUAAAACUACAGGGUACUUUGCCUAAAGAAGCCAAAGAAAAAACUUUGUAUCUCACAGCCUUUUCUGUUGUUGGACUUGCAAAGGCCAUUCAUUUAUGUCCAACACAGAAAAUCCAAGAAGCUAAAAAUGCAGCAGAAGAGUAUUUGCUGAAAAAUGUGCAAGCUGCCCAAAGCACAUUUACCUUGGCAAUAGCUGCUUAUGCUUUAGCUCUCAUGGAUUCAAACCAUCCUGGUACACGCUCAGCUUUCUCUGCACUGAAGAAGGAAGCUCUUGUAAAAGGUGACCCUCCUGUUUAUCGUUUUUGGAAGGAUACUUCCACUAAACUAGAUAAAUAUGUUCCUAAUGCUGGCACUGCGCAGAUUGUUGAAACCACUGCUUAUGCCUUGCUAACCACUCUGCUGAGUGGGGACAAAGUCUAUGCUAAUCCGGUUGUCAGAUGGUUGUCUGAAGAGCAAAGAUAUGGUGGUGGAUUUUAUUCCACUCAGGACACAAUUAAUGCCCUCGAAGCCUUGACUGAAUAUUCCCUUCUCGUUCAACGUCUUUCCCUGAACAUGGAUGUCAAGGUGGCUUACAAGAAUUAUGGAGACAUUCAGCACUAUAAACUGACAGAAGAAAAUUACAUAGCAAGGACUGUGGAAGCACCUUUGUAUGAUGACAUAUAUGUAAGCACUGGGAGUAGCACUGGCUUAGCAACAGUAAAUGUGAGGACUGUAUAUCAUAAAUUCAGUACUUCUGAGGAGACAUGUAACUUUGAGUUGAAGGUUAAUGUAUUGACAGAUAAAGGUGAAAGAAGACAAGAUGAUGACCAACCUGAACAUUUAGAGGCCUGCGCAAAGUACAAGCCUAGUGAGAGAGAACCACAGUCAGGGUCUUCCCAUGCAGUGAUGGAUAUAACUUUGGUUAGCGGAAUGGAAGCAAAUACAGAAGAUUUAUCUACUCUUGCAAGUGGAGUUGAUCAGUUGAUAACAAAUUAUGAGAUAAAAGAUGGACAUAUUGUUCUACAGAUAGACUCGGUGCCAGCUAAUAAAUUCCUGUGUGUUGCAUUCCGAAUAGGGGAGAUUUACCGUGUUGGAAUGCGGAGCCCUGCCACAUUCACUGUGUAUGAAUAUCAUGCACCAGAUAAACAAUGCACCAUAUUUUAUAACCCCUAUGGAAAUGACAAACUUCUGAGACUGUGUGAAGGAGCUGAGUGCAAAUGCAUGGAAGCGGAAUGCAGUCAAAUGCAAAAGAAAUUAGAUCUGACAAUAACUGCUGAUAGGAGGAGAGAAGCUGCAUGCCAGCAAGUCAUUGCAUAUGUCUAUAAGGUGAACAUCUUGUCCUCCAGUGAAGAAGGUAGUUUUAUUAAGUAUACUGCAACUCUUCUGGAUCUCUAUAAAAGAGGAGAGGCUUUUGCCCAAAAAAACACUGAAAUCACCUUGGUUAAAAAGAAGACUUGUACUGAUGUUAGACUGAAUCCGGGAAAUCAGUAUUUGAUCAUGGGAAAAGAGGCCUUUCAGAUAACAGUUGGUUUCAGUUUCAAAUACCAGUAUCCAUUAGACUCUAUGACUUGGAUUGAGUGGUGGCCUUCAAAUACAGCUUGUGCAUCUUGUAAAAAGUUUGUAGAUACAAUGGAAGAAUUUUGUGAAGAACUCUUUAUCAAUGGCUGUUAA
Emys orbicularis (European pond turtle) is the source of this 5037-nucleotide messenger RNA. RefSeq names its product complement C5 (gene C5). NCBI's taxonomy places the organism in Eukaryota, Metazoa, Chordata, Testudines, Emydidae. Gene Ontology annotation, cellular component: extracellular region. Gene Ontology annotation, molecular function: endopeptidase inhibitor activity; protein binding. The coding region runs from base 1 to 5037 and encodes 1678 amino acids. The transcript has 41 exons. The record is from RefSeq and is a predicted model, not a curated record.